Molecule: messenger RNA, 1677 nt
Organism: Carassius gibelio (silver crucian carp)
Lineage: Eukaryota; Metazoa; Chordata; Actinopteri; Cypriniformes; Cyprinidae
Product: natural killer cell receptor 2B4
Exons: 7
Coding region: 397-1440 (347 amino acids)
Source: RefSeq, a predicted model, not a curated record
GUUUUGGCCAGCUUGGAUUUCGUACUUUUCCAGCAGGAGCUCAUUCUGUUUCCUCCAUUAUUUGUAGAUGUAUUUGGUCUAUAGAAGUGUCAAGAAGUGACUAUAAACAGGAUGUGGGUAGCCACUGUUGGUUCUAAAGAACUGAGACAAGGGGUGAAAAGUGAAGUGGAACACAAUGUGUUGACCCUGUAGAACAAAAACAUUUUCACUUGUACAAUGUUAAAGUAAAUUCAGCCAAAUUUACGCAUUGUCUAUAUUUUACGCUCAUGAUUAUUCACUGGAUUAGUCAUUGUCAGAUGAAACAGUAGUGUCUGACUAGCUGUGGUAAUAAAUCACAUUGGUCCAUGUUUGCUUCCUUCAGUGAAAGACCCGUAUCAGGCUUUUUUGUGAGCUUCAAUGGAGUUUAGGCUGCUGCUGACCUUAGUUCUUUCUACGCACAUCACAGGGUUCAGUGCUGAGAUCUCUGUGUUUGUGCAGACAGGAGCUUCUGUUCACCUGGAUAUACAAACACAAGAACUACCAGAGUUUGAGGAUUUAUACUGGACAAAAAAUAAAUCAGAUAAUUUAGUUAAAUAUACAAAUGAAUCUAAAAAAGUAAAAUUUUACAAAGACAGAGUGGAUUUCAAUGAUACAACCUUCUCUCUGACUCUGAAGAACAUGCGGAAGACAGACAGUGGACUCUACAAAGCAAGAACAAGUGGAGAAUCAGAGAAGAAUAUUGUUACAUACAGAGUAUUUGUUAUAGAUGCAGUGGAAGCUCCUGUCCUGACUGUAUACUCAAAAUGGUCCAGUCAUGAAUAUUGUAAUUUUACGUGUAAUGGAAGUAACAUUACCAUCAGCCUCAUCUAUAACAGAAGCAGCUGUUUUCCAGAGGAAGUGACAUCAUCUGAUCACUACACCCUAAGACUGAUCUGCAGUAAUGACUCCAUCAUGUGUAACUACAGCAACCCAGUGAGCUGGAAGACUGACACACUGAAUGUUAAUGAACACUGCGCUGUUAAUGAAGGAAAACAAGCAGCAUCUGUGUUUCCUCCGUGGGUUGUUGCUAUUAUUUUUCUAUUCUCAUUGGCAGCAGUGAUCAGCUCAUGUAUUUACAAAAGAAAAAAAGGUGCCCUGGAGGUUGAACAAACAAUCUAUGCAGAAGUGGACGAGAACAUCAAGCCACGGAAGUCACUGGAGAUGUUGGGGAAAUCAGCGAAUUCCCAGACAGUGUAUGAUACUGUAGGAGAUCCAGGACGAACUGAUGCUACCGUCCACACUCAGCCUGUGAAACAGAGUUCAUCACUUUCAGAGAAGAGCAAGUCAGAUGCACCAGUCACUAUCUACUGUUCCAUUCAGCAGCAAGCAAACCCCCCCAAAACUGAAGCUGAAAACACUGUCUAUGCUGUGGUCAGUAUCCCGCCAGCUGAUUAUGAAUCUGCACAUCCACAAUCAGAAUAAAAGUGAAUGAAUGAAAAUAAUAAAACUUAAAGUAUGUGUUCAGGAAGGCCAGUGUAAAUGAGCAGCAUAUUUACCAUGUGCAAUGUGCUCACAUUGUAGUUGAUUCAUGGUGUGUUACAGAUAUUUGUAUAUGUAAAUUCUGUCUUUUUUUAAAGCAGCAAUGUAUUUUUAUUGUAAAAAUAUUGUACAUGAGGCUUCAGGGCCGCCCUGAAAUAUGUGAAAAAUGUGCCCCCCUUC